AUGGAUUUUAACUCAUUGUUGCAACAAGCACAACGUUUGACCAAUGAAACACAGAACUCAGAAGAGCUACCGCGUGUUGAACGCACUAUUUCCCAAGUUUUGCAAGCAACUCAGGAAUUACACUCACGUGUCACUCAAACUGGUGCACAGGACAUACAGGCGCACAUAUUACUUGGCUCCAAAGGCAUUGAUUUGCCAAAAAUUUCACAGAAGCUAGAAGCUUUAAAUGCACGAAAAACCUUCGAACCUCUAGAUCCCAUUGCCGACACUGAUGUAAGAAGUUUUUUGAAAAAUGAAAAGGAGAAUGCCAUAUUGUCGAUGAUCGAAGAAGUAAAUAGAAGUACUUUUGAAGCGGCGGAAAAACGCCGUUGGGAGUGUGUGCGUAGUGAAUGGCAGCAGGAGAAAGUGAAGCUACUCAACUCUUUAGUUGGACCUUCACAGAACUGGAUUGACAUACAAAAAUUGCCAGAGCAAACAGUGCUGAAUGAGACCUUUGGCACGCGUUCUUGCCUUAACCGAAUUGAAAUGGCUUAUGCUCGUGAGGUAUAUGAGUACAACACUGCCAUUAUUAAGGGCGCAUUUCGGCCAAAUCUAGUGCAAAAAUUCGCAAAAGUCGCUGAAACUUUUGAGGAUCAAAAAGUUAGUGAGAUUUGGGAAAUAAUGAAGUAUAUGGUCAACAUUGCGCCGGUCUCACGAAAUCGCGAUCCAAUACUAAAUCGCACACAAGUGACGCAGUUUAUCGACCAAGCUAAAAAAUACUUGGAAAAUAGAUACAAAUUAUAUAUGUCAACUAUCAUUAGCAGUAAUUUGCGUGAAGCUCAGCGAGGUGGUGUACCCAGUACUUUUAAUUUAGUCUCGUCUUUUGUGGGUCUAACAUUCAAUCAAUCAAACUGUUUUGGUUUGCAAGACGCGAGUAUCGAUAAUAAACCAUUGUGGCCAAUGGUAUACUAUUGUCUGCGUUGUGGCGAUAUACAAUCAGCACUACGUUGCAUGCAAAUGGGCGGUGCCGGUCAUGAAGAUUUCAUACAAGUUCUUGAAGAUAAAAUUAAUAAGCCAGAGCAGAAAAUAAACUCAAAAUUGGAAGGUCAACUCAAACUACAUUAUUGCAAUAAGAUUAAGAACUCGACUGAUCCAUACAAAAAAGCGGUUUACUGCAUAAUAGCAGGCUGCGACAUAAAUGAGCAACACUUGGAAGUGGCUAAAACCACUGAUGACUUUCUGUGGAUACAACUUUCUUUGCUACGUCCUGAAAGCCACGACAACACUGAAGUGCUCACAUACUCGGGUCUCCAAACAAUGAUACUAGAAAAGUAUGGCGAGAAACAUUUCAAUGCGAGUGAACAGCGUCAUCUUUACUUCCAAGUGCUCGCUUUGACAGGACAAUUUGAGGCAGCUAUUGAAUUUUUAUCGCGCACAGAGCAAUAUCGUACGCAUGCCCUACAUAUUGCUUUGGCAUUAAACGAAAUGUUUCUUAUUGGCGGGCCUCGUAAUAUACAGGAGCCUUUGUUAUCUGUGGACAUCGAGGACCCAAUACCUAUGCGCCGCUUAAAUAUAGCACGAUUGGUUAUGUUGUAUGUAAAAAAAUUCGAGAUCACUGAUCCAGCUGAAGCUUUACAAUACUACUUUUUCUUGCGGAAUCUCAAAGAUCCCGAAGGACGGAAUUUAUUUUUGGUUUGUGUUAGCGAUUUGGCAAUCGAGUGUCGUAAUUAUGAUUUGAUAUUUGGUAAAAUGCAACCAAAUGGAAUAAUGUCCGGCGGACUUUUCGAACAAUUUGACUGUGUUGAUUUUGAUACACGUACAGCUGCUGGCAUGGCUGCCGAAGAGCUCGUCAAUAAGGGCAUGUUUGAGGAUGCCAUCAAGCUGUUCGAUAUCGCUUCGAUGCAAAAUCAAGCAUUACGCUACCUUGCCAUACUGCUGUCCCAAGUUGUGCAUCAAAGUUCGAGAAAGGACUCACUGCGUGAACGUCUCACAAUUACGGCUGCAGAUUUCAGGGAGCGCAUGCGCGGCAAUCGCAUUGAGUGUGAUCCGCAAAUCAUUUCAACCUUUAAUCUGCUAUGCGAACUAGUUGCAUUCUUCGAUUAUUAUCACGAACAAAAGUAUCAACUGGCAUUGGAAGUACUCGCAAACACCAAACUAGUGCCGUUGUCAAUGAACGAAUUGGAAGAAUGCAUAAAUAAUUUUAAGCGUUUAGGUGGUGAGAUUUGUAAAGUGUAUCCGGAUAUAUUAUUGGCGUCCAUGGAUAUAUUAUAUGCGCAAUACAAGAGCGUGAAAGGACGUGAUACUGGCAUUGUAGAUACUGGUCGCGAUCGCCAAUUGCAGCAUUUACGCGAGAAGGCGAAAGCCAUCACCAAUAUGGCCGCUACGGUACCAUAUCGCAUGCCAGGAGAUACAAAUAAGCGUCUGGUACAAACGGAAAUAUUAAUGCAUUGA
Molecule: messenger RNA, 2430 nt
Organism: Ceratitis capitata (Mediterranean fruit fly)
Lineage: Eukaryota; Metazoa; Arthropoda; Insecta; Diptera; Tephritidae
Product: nuclear pore complex protein Nup93
Exons: 12
Coding region: 1-2430 (809 amino acids)
Biological process (GO): poly(A)+ mRNA export from nucleus; protein import into nucleus
Cellular component (GO): nuclear pore
Molecular function (GO): structural constituent of nuclear pore
Source: RefSeq, a predicted model, not a curated record